Mytilus californianus (California mussel) is the source of this 1372-nucleotide messenger RNA. Its product is annotated as carbonic anhydrase 1-like. The record is from RefSeq and is a predicted model, not a curated record. The transcript is spliced from 9 exons. Gene Ontology annotation, molecular function: zinc ion binding; carbonate dehydratase activity. Lineage: Eukaryota; Metazoa; Mollusca; Bivalvia; Mytilida; Mytilidae. The coding region runs from base 57 to 920 and encodes 287 amino acids.
GCUCCAAUUUGGAAUUUUUCUCCUGGAUUUCUAAUUUCAAUUUCUGAAGGAUACAAAUGUUGCUGGGAUCCACAUGUAUUGUAUAUAUAUUGCUGACUGGCAUCCAUUGUACCAGUGGGUUCGUACACACAUGGGGAUAUCAUCACGGAGUCAUGCCAAAGAGAUGGGGAGUCUUAUAUUCAACAUGCGAAGGUAAACAUCAGUCUCCCAUAGACAUACGCAAAAGAGAUGUGGUAUAUGACCAAAAUUUGCAGCUAUUCAAUUUAAAUGACCUAGAUAGAAUAGACGAUGUAAUGGCGAAAUUAGAAAAUAACGGACAUUCAGUUGUAGUCCAUUUAUCCGACAAAAGACUAAGGGUUACUGGAGGCAGCCUUCCAGGGGCAUAUAAUGUAUCUCAAUUUCACUUUCAUUGGGGAUCAGUCAACAGCCAAGGAUCAGAACAUAAAAUAAAUGGCAGACAUUCUUCAAUGGAGAUGCACCUUGUGAUGCAUUCUGACAAGUUUAAAAGUGUCAAAGAAGCCAUGAAUACCACAAACGGAUUGGCGGUCUUGGGAUUUUUCAUUGACGUCGGCGACUACAACGAUGAGUUUGAAUCCAUUAUACGUAAUCUGAGAAACAUUCAACACAAAAAUGAUAGUGUCAUAAUAAAAGCAUUGAGUUUGACAGAUUUAUUCCCACAAACUACAUACUAUUACAGAUAUUCUGGUAGUCUGACAACGCCACCAUGUUACGAGAGCGUCAUUUGGACUGUAUUCGUAAAUCACAUCUAUAUUUCACAAUACCAGUUAGACCAAUUCCAUAGUCUUGGGAAGAAUCAUUUUAAAGGAUCAGAGGAUCUGAUAAACAACUAUCGAAAUCCACAACCAUUAAAUGGUAGAAGAGUCACAACAAAUGUGCGGUUGUUAUACGGAGAAAGUUAACAGCAGAUGAAAGAAGCUAUUAAGACUUGGGUUAAUUUAUAAAAUCUCUGAUGUGUUCAAUUCGAGAUUAUUGUCAUAUGUUUUGUUAUACAAUUGAGAAAUAUUAUCCAUAUAAAUUUGUUUCACUGUUUCUAUUUUGAAAAAGCCUUAAACAAACAAAUAACCGUAACGUCGUGUCGCAUGUAUAAUAGAUCUUUUUCAUACAUUUUUCUUAUUGGUAUCUCAGGAAGUAUAAAUGCAACAUAAAUAAGAGUUUCCAUAUGAAGAUGCAGUGAAAAGAAUUCUACAUGCACACACACUUUCAUAAAUAUCAGAAAUACCAUCAAAUUUCGCAUCAAACGUGCUUUCAAAUAAAAAGAAAUCAUUUUAGUUUUAUAACGUUUCUUUUCAUUAUGCAAUGUUCAAACAGUCAAUUGUAGAGACGAUGAAAAACUUGCUGGUGUUUCAAUAAG